UAUUGUUGCAGAUGCGUGUCGCGGGCGAGUUACUGUUGUUGUUUAUGGUGUUGGGCGCGUCUAGUGCGAUGAAGCCCGUUUCGUUGUCGGUGAAGGUUCAGCCGCGUUCCAGGGAUUGCUUUUACGUUCCCAUCGUCGCUGGGAAGACGCUGUUCGUGUCCUACGAGGUUCUGGAUGGCGGGAUGGGUGAAUUGGACAUUGACUUCUUGGCGCGGCGGUCGAGCGACUCGGCGCCAGUGGUGUACGACCAGCGGGCCAUGACCAACGAGCACGAGAUCGAGGCGGUCGAGACGGGUGAGGUGGAGUUGUGCUUUGACAACUCUGUGUCGCACGUGAACGCCAAGACGGUGUGGUUCGACGCCAGUCUCCGCGGCGCCGAUGGCAAGUCCGAAUCGGACGACCUGGAGUUUUCUCAACUCGUCGAGGACGUCUCCUUGUUUUCGGGCACCGUCGAGGACAUCAAAGAGGCUAUUUCGGUGAUCCGUGCAAACCUGGCCAGAGCGCGGUCCCACCAGGAGACGAUUCGCACGCACGAAGCCAGGGACAGGAACAUUGCGGAGAACAACUACAACAGAGUGAACUCGUGGUCCGUGUUCCAGCUGCUUUUGAUGCUGCUUGUUGGAACUGUGCAGGUUUCUUUGUGGUUGCGUGCGUGUGUUUUCCGGUGCUUGAACGCCAUGGGCCUCGGUUUGAGUAAAAAGAUGGACGAGAACCUGCGGAAGCAGCAGGAUUUCACCAUUGAGAUGCAGAGGACGCAGCUGGAGCGACAGGCUCAAAUGCAGAAUUUGAUUCGAGAGCGAAACGUUGCGUUGCAAAUUGCUAAAUCUCGUGAGCUUUUCUUUUGGUGGUCAGCGUUCUACGCCAUAACCUCUGCUGGUCUCCUAAUCCAGUAUCGAAAACAGAGACGUCCCGUGCUUGUUGCGCCACUGCUUCCGCUCACGUUUAUUUUCGCUUAUCAAGCUGAUCUUGCUUACGGGAAUAAGCUGCUGAGAAUCCGAGCCGAAGCCGAGUCGAUCAUGCAGUUUGAGAAGAACCUGGUGGAGCUGCCGUAUGGUGUCCCGACCACGUCCGCCAUCGACCAGGCGAGGAUGAAGCAGACGGACGACCGACGGCUUCAAAAGUACGAGGAGGUCAAUGAGGAGAUGCGUGUGCUCAGUGACCGGAUAUCGGAAGCGGAACUAAUGUUGAACUCGGCGACCAUGCCGGAAAUAAAGCGUGUGACCUUGGAGAAGGAAUUGAACGCCCUCAAGGAUUUGCUGGACCACCAUCGACAUCACCUGCGUGAGCUGCGGUCUGUGCGCAACUCCAUCAUCAUUCUCGGAUCAUUCCUUACCGUCGCGAUCAUCGUGGUUGUGUUUGCCUACCAAAAGUAUUAUUCAUUCCAGUGA
Molecule: messenger RNA, 1388 nt
Organism: Notodromas monacha
Lineage: Eukaryota; Metazoa; Arthropoda; Ostracoda; Podocopida; Cyprididae
Source: the annotation of a GenBank genome assembly